Molecule: messenger RNA, 1964 nt
Organism: Hydra vulgaris (swiftwater hydra)
Lineage: Eukaryota; Metazoa; Cnidaria; Hydrozoa; Anthoathecata; Hydridae
Source: RefSeq, a predicted model, not a curated record
AUGAAAAAAACUUCCUUAACUGAAUUCAUUGGUACUGGAAAGGAGUUGUUACUCUCUGAACUUCCAACAUAUAGAGACACACUUCGACAUGCAGUUCUAUUAAGAGAACAGUGUGAUAAAAACUCCAGAACUUUUUUAAUAAAAGAUAUGGCAAAAAAGCUCGAUAAGUUGUUUGGUAUUUUAAAUUGUAAGUGUCAAAUUUCUUAUUGUAAUGAAUUUGGAUGCAAAGUUGUUUGUAAACAACAAGCCCACAUUACAUGCAACUGCUCUAAGGAGUUUAAAAUUCCUAUUAUAGACAUUUUUUAUAUUAAAACUGAAAGAGAUAAAGUUGGUGCUAGAGGAUUGCUUCAAAAAUCUUCCAAAGAUUUGCCUGAAUACAACAAACAAGUUAAAACAUUACAUAAUCAUUCUAUUAAAGAAGCUUUUAAGAGAAAAAGGGAAGAGAGCAUAACAACAAAUAAAAUUUUAAGCAAUGAUUUUUCAAUGACUGAAGAUGAACUCUUUUACGAAGAAUUCAACUUAAGUUAUUCGAAAAUAAAAAAGUCUAAAUAUAAUACUAAAAGUAUUCGAAAUGUCGCAAUAAAUAGCCUUAGAUACGGAGUUUCUUCUAGAGCUGCUGCAGCUUUGACGACAGCUGCCUGGAUUGAUGCUGGAUUAAUUUCUGAGAAAGAUACACAGUUUAUUGUCGAUCAUCAAAAAAUUGCAAGAGCUCAAGCUAAAAUCAUGAUUGAAUUAAAAAAUGAAACGUUAAAAUCUAUAUACAAUCGGAAUAUCAAUUGUAUUUUGUUUGAUAGUAGAAAAGACAUUACAAAAGUAAAAUUAGAAGUAGAAGGAUUCAGUAACUAUUUUCCCGUAUCUAUUAACGAAGAACAUUACACUACAUGCAUGGAACCAGGUGGCAAAUUUUUGUUUCAUUUUACACCAAAAAAAUCAACUGAAGAAGAAAAACAUGCCGAUAUAGUAACCAACCAUUUAGUUGAAUGGAUGAUUCAACAUGGUGUUGACAAAUCAAUACAAGCAUUGGGCGGUGAUUCAACAAAUGUGAAUACUGGAUGGGAAAAAAGUGUCAUACAGUUUGUAGAAUUAAAACUUAAUAAAAGGUUGAACUGGCUAAUAUGCGCUCUUCAUACUAAUGAACUACCACUCAGACAUCUAAUAGUUGAAUUAGACGGAAAAACACUUUCAAACAAUAAAUGGUCUGGUGAAUUAGGAAAACUGCUGGAUACGGUAACAGAUCUGGAUGCAAACAAAAACUUUGAAAAAAUUACUUUAGGUGAACCACUUAUUGUUUUGCCAGGCAAAAUACUUAAGGACCUUUCGACUGAUCAGGCUUACGGGUACAGAAUUGUAACAGCAAUAAGAUCUGGAGUGUUACCAGAAAAUUUAAUAAACCUUGAAAUAGAACCUGUUUCUCAUUCCAGAUGGCUCACUACAGUUAACCGUUUUUGUAGAUUGUGGGUUUCAAUUCAUUUUCUAACAGGAUAAAACUAUAGAAAAAUAAUUCAGUAAGAAUUCGCAAAACCCCAUGCAUUAAUACUGAUGCUGAUAAUUUGACCAAUCUAAUUGAGUGGAAAGAUUCAAUAUACGAACCACUACUUACCACAAGCCUCACAACCCAUAAAGUCAGAAAAUUUUUCCAAAAGCCUAUGGUUGUUCCAGAAUGGCCAUGCUAUUCCUAAUCUGUCGAACGUUGUGUUAAACAGGUUUCUAUUUUAUACAAUUACGAGACUAUAAUAACUCAUUUAAAAUCUUUUAAUAACUAAACUGUUUAAAUGUUUAAUAUAAUUAACAGAGGCUUGUGCCAAAACAUAUUCCCACGAGAAGCGAGAAGGAUAUAUACGAGCACAAGAAAUCAGUAGGGGUUUUAUGAGCAAAAACAAUGCUAAAUAUAACUUAGUUUGACUCACAAAUUUUAAAUAAAAUUUAUAAAUUAUUAAUUGCUAAUUAUAUUUAAAUUUUAAUAA